GUACCUCCGCAUGCGGUAUGGGAACAGCGUUGGAAUCGCCUCAUCCUUCAUAUAUUUCGUUCUAAGCCAAGCGUUAGGUGCAGUGGCCAUCUACAGUGCAGCGGUGGCCGUGUCGACAAUGCUCGGCCUGUCUCCCAUAAUUGCGAGCAUCAUUCUGGGAGUGUCUGGAACGGUUUACACGGCACUGGGAGGCCUCCGGAGUGUCGUGUGGGCCGACUGCGUGCAGGGAGUCAUCAUGACCGCCUCGCCACUCAUCAUCAUCGGCAAGAUCGUGUACGACUCCCUCCACAGCGAGGUUCCCAUGCGACCCUUGACGGAAUUCAACACUACCUUCUACUUCUGGGAGACCAAAUCGGACAUCACGACCGACGAGACCGUGUGGGCCGCGGCGAUCGGUGCUCUGCCCUUGCACCUCGUCAGGCUCGGCCUGGACCAAAUGAUCACGCAGCGCUUCCUGGCGGCAAAGUCAAUGCGCGACGCCAAAGCAGUAGCAUUCUGCUGCAUCGGCAUUCUCUCGUUUUUCUACGCUCUCAACGGAGUAACGGCGCUGGCCAUAGUCUUCUGGUUCAGAGACUGCGACCCGCUGCUCACGGGAGCCAUUCCCCGCUACGAUCAGAUUGUCCCUUACUACAUCAACACGAGUGCCAGCGCACUGAUGGGAAUUAGGGGCCUCUUCCUGGCUGGCGUCAUCAGUGCUUCCAUAAGCACAAUAUCAUCUAUCGUCAAUUCACAUGCGGCCGUUCUGUAUGUAGACAUUGUGUCGCCGUACAUCAAGAUACCCGAGAAGAGAUCGAGUCUUGUGAUGGCAGCUCUGGCGGCUGGAAGCGGUACCAUUAUGACCCUCACAGGACUGCUGGUCCCCUACAUAGGAUCGGCUGCAAGGUUCUUCAUCGCACUGUAUGCCGCGGCGUCUGGACCAUUCGCGGGAAUAAUUAUCCUGGCCACCUGUUUCCCGUGGGCCAACGCCAAGGGCACCGCGACAGCUGCGCUGGGCGUCUUCCUGCUCCAAAUAUGGCAGACUGCCGGUCGGUUCGCGUCAAAGGUGGAAGCGGUCCGGAUGACCUACAGCGUGGACCGGUGUCCCGGCAACACCACCCUCGCCCUCAACGAAACCCUGCCUUACGUUCCCACGGACAGCCCCGACGUCUUCGCCCUGUACCGCCUCUCCGCCUAUUGGUGCUGCCUGUUCGCCACGUUCCUGACGGUGCUCAUCGGGUUGGCACUCAGCGUCGUGACAGCCCGGGCCAGCGACAACCUUGAGAAGAGCAUGAGCCUGUCAAGUCCUGUAGCCUUGAGGUUCUGGGCUUGGACCGGACUGCUGCCGCGCCUGAAAAAGGAGCCGCUGCGGGUCACAAUCAACGACGCGGGCAUCAAGGCGUCUCCCUAUGAGAUACAGCCACUGCAAUCAAACGGCGACGACAUCGACCUCUUGUCCAAGCCUGCCACCAGCAACGGUCUACACGUGACGUGUAGAAACCAGGGGGACCUGUAGAUAGAUCACAUUACCGACACCGUACUUCACCGCAACUACGUCGCAAGCAUAUGCGCUUGGACUGCCUGUUCAUCGUGACGUGUUCUCAUCUGUAAAUAUUUUUUCCUUCAGAACCCAACAGACCACUGGCAUUGCGGGCGGAUGCUAUUCCUGGGUAUUGUUUACUGGGUACGCCACCUGUGUGGUGAUGCCGUCUUUCUUUCUUUCUUUUUUUUACAUUUCAGUGAUCAGUAGGGAUGUGGGAAUAUAAUUUUUUUAAACCAAAUCGAAUCUGAAUCGCCUAGUGCCUGAAGCGAAUCGUAUCGAAUGCAUUUCGAAAACUUCUCGAAGAACAACCCAUUUUUCACCAAUAAUAUACAUCUAUGUUCACAUACGACCGUCCACAAUGUUAGCAAGUCUAUCACCACAUUUCAGGUUACGAAGCGUUGUUUACUGCAAUCCAGAAUGGAGCAUUAGUAACAAAUAAGCAGUCCGUUCGCAUAUUCGGGAGUCUUAUCAGACUACUUAUGGUAGCGUAACGCGAAAUACCGAACGGACACAUACGCAAAAAAAUAUGGAGUAAAACAGACAAGGACGGGCACUGCAAUCAACUUUGUAUUCAGAAGCCACCAAGAGAUAUAUGUACUUUUUCCUGCGCAUGCGCACAAUGACGUGAUCGGAGAGUUGAGGUUUAUGGAAGCUUCGCCGAUACGGAUUGAGGCGUCCUCUUUCAUCCGAGGGAAACAGCUAGAAUGUUCCUUUCCUUUAGAGCGAAACUAUUAGGCGACCGUUCCUGGGUUGACCGUCGGCGUCGGUGUAACCGCGCGAGCCACUGACCGUGCGUUCCUCGUCGUCGUACGCUAAGUAACUUACCGUCCUUGCGCCAACUAUGGCGGCGGAAAUAAAGUUUAUUACAUUUCUGGCGCAAUUUUAUCCAACAUUCGAUAGCUAUUCGCAAAGCGCCCGUAAUUUUACGAAGAAUCCCUGUCCGCUUCGAAGACCAAAUCGAAUAGCACAUUAUCAGAUUCGUAAUUCGAAAGUUUCAAAUAAUCGCACACACCUGGUGAUCAGUUCAUGGAGUGCUGGCAAGGUUCCUUAAGUGAGAAUAGCUGCCAGUCUUAUAUAUUACUUCUCGAGAACGUUUCAUUUACAGAUAUUUACAAAUGAUAGGCUGCUGAAGUAAACAACACGGCCUGGAAGUCCACGCGCGACUCUCCUUUCAGUCCAUCCUCAUCUGAGGAAGCAACAUCGCAAUGUCUUCAAUUACGCCACAGUUCCGUUUUGUAAAGUUCUGCAUAUCAGAGCACGUUUACUCUGCUCGUGCCCGGUCAAAGUGAAUCUAGUCAAACACGAACUAAUUAAGCUAGUUAAGUAAAAUACCAUAUUCCUAGGGGUGGGCAGCGCAAACCGGACGAAAGCCAAAAGGAAGUGGACGACACGAGUUGUUAUACUGCCCUCGUCUCGCCCACUUCCUUUUGUCCUUCGUGCGGGUUGCGCUACCCACCCAUAGGAAUAUGUACAUUCACCAACUCGCCUAGCUUGCUGCGGUAAUUAAGUAAAAUAAACUAGUUAAGCAAGCAAGCAAGCAGGAUCUGUCUUUUUAUCUAAACUAGAAAACAACCUAUCCGCGUUUGCUUUGUAAACAACUAUACAACCCGGGUAGUCACAGCGAUCCACGAUGCAAUUUGAGAGCGGGAAAACGAGACAAGGACGGGACAAGAACGAGAUCGAGGACAAGAGCUGACCACUGGCCCGUUCUUGCAUUUCCAAGAUUUACGCCUGUCACUCUGCGGUCCAUACCGCUCGUUACACGCUCCUCAGCUCCUCUUUACGUUUCCUUGUCGCAAGAGUGUAUACGCACGUUUAGGUGGGCACAUCUUCAGCAAGCUGUCGCCGAGGUAUUUCGCCUCGGCGAAAUACUCGCGCCAUAGCCUGGCGGAGACCCUUUCGUAAGUUGUUCUAAAACCAGCUAAGCACUUGGAACGUCCGCGCCCCCAGAACGCUUACCUGCGCUUUGUGCGUCAACAGUCACUCGUUUAGCUACGAACCUUCGUUUAGACUGCGCACUGCCUUCGCUCGACGCUAGGCUGUGCGGACAACCCGCAUUGCGUAAGCUGCUGACAGCCGGAGACGAAUCAACCCUUUCUCUCGCCUCCACAGUUUUCUUUUUCACGCCUUCUGUGCUUCGCCCGCUACCCAGACUCCUGCCGUAAUAUUAUUUGGGAACGACUGGCAGGUUCACUUCGGGGCCUUGUGUCGUGCUCGCGGACGGCCCUGCGCGGCAGCUUGCGCGAGUUCGUGUCCCGUUCCGCUUCGCUGUUCGCUUCGUCCGGU
Dermacentor albipictus is the source of this 3805-nucleotide messenger RNA. Its product is annotated as putative sodium-dependent multivitamin transporter. Gene Ontology annotation, molecular function: transmembrane transporter activity. Gene Ontology annotation, biological process: transmembrane transport. Gene Ontology annotation, cellular component: membrane. The record is from RefSeq and is a predicted model, not a curated record. Lineage: Eukaryota; Metazoa; Arthropoda; Arachnida; Ixodida; Ixodidae.